UUCCAGCAGGGGAUUUAGCACUGUCGUAGCUGCGGGUGUUGUUAUUGUUUUUUUUGUGACGCGAGGCAUUCGGAGGCGGGUGGGCAACGGGGACGCAGCAUGUUCGACUGUAUGGAGGCUCUGGGCAUGGGUCCCCGCCAACUCUACGAUGUCACCAACCGGGGUGCAUGCAUGCUUCGGAAGGCGAGCCCCUUCUACGCAGGACUGGACCCUUUUGCUUGGACGGGGACGGCCAGCGUACGCUCGGUGGAGACCCAGAGCACCAGUUCAGAGGAGAUGGUGCCCAGCUCCCCUUCUCCACCACCUCCACCACGUGUUUACAAGCCCUGCUUCGUCUGCCAGGACAAGUCUUCCGGGUACCACUAUGGUGUCAGUUCUUGCGAGGGCUGCAAGGGUUUCUUCCGUCGCAGUAUUCAGAAGAACAUGGUGUACACCUGCCACCGUGACAAGAACUGCCAGAUCAACAAGGUCACACGCAACCGUUGCCAGUACUGCCGGCUGCAGAAGUGCUUUGAGGUUGGCAUGUCUAAGGAAGCUGUGCGCAACGAUCGAAAUAAGAAGAAGAAGGACGUGAAGGAUGAGGUUGUUCCGCCAGAGAGCUACGAGCUGAGUGGGGAACUGGAGGAGCUGGUCAAUAAAGUGAGCAAAGCACAUCAAGAGACCUUCCCUUCACUCUGCCAGCUGGGAAAAUACACCACAAACUCAAGCUCAGACCACCGGGUUCAGCUGGAUCUGGGCCUAUGGGACAAAUUCAGUGAGCUUUCCACCAAGUGCAUCAUUAAAAUUGUGGAAUUUGCCAAACGCCUUCCGGGCUUCACCACUCUCACCAUCGCAGAUCAGAUCACACUCCUUAAAUCAGCCUGCUUGGAAAUUCUAAUGCUGCGAAUCUGCACACGAUACACACCGGAACAGGACACAAUGACCUUUUCAGAUGGACUCACCCUCAACCGGACUCAGAUGCAUAAUGCUGGCUUCGGCCCGCUCACUGACCUGGUGUUUGCCUUUGCUGGUCAGCUUCUGCCCCUUGAGAUGGAUGAUACGGAGACUGGACUCCUCAGCGCCAUCUGCCUAAUUUGUGGAGACCGAAUGGAUCUUGAGGAGCCUGAGCGUGUAGAUCGUCUGCAGGAGCCCCUGCUGGAAGCUCUGAAGAUCUAUGCACGACGCCGCCGACCCAACAAACCUCACAUGUUCCCUCGCAUGUUGAUGAAAAUCACUGACCUGCGUGGCAUCAGUACCAAGGGAGCAGAAAGGGCCAUAACUCUCAAGAUGGAGAUCCCAGGCCCCAUGCCUCCUCUCAUUCGAGAGAUGCUGGAAAACCCAGAGGCCUUCGAGGAUCAGGCUGAGUCCACAGAGAAGAAGCCCGAGCUCGAACAGCCCACUCCUCCACCCGCCCUGCUUACUAUGAAGAAAGAGCAGGAGGAUGAGGACGACAGCUGGGCCACAGAGAACGGCAGUGAGCCUUCACCGGAGGAGGAGGAUGACGAUGACGACGACGGAGAGGAGGAGAGGGGUACAGACAGCGACGGAGAGGCCUGGGGCGGCCAGGAACCCAAUGUGGACGUGUCCAGAAAGAGCCAUGGAGGAAGAGCUCAGUGAGGAAGCUUUCUUCUUCCAGCCUUACCUGUACAGACACUCCUAACUCAGGCCACUCGGGCAACGAUGAGAGACAUCAGUGAGUCGAUUUGAGGAAACUCACGUAAAAAACCUCUUCUCAGGACCUCUCCUGCAGAACGAGAGGGAAGGCGAAAGACAAAACAACUGGCUUUUCAGACAAAAUAACUGCCGCUUUUAUAAAACUUGUUUGUUUGCUUUGAAAAGGAGAAGCCAAAUGGACGUAUACCAUUAACAGCUGACUCUCAACGGGUUCAAAAAAGUCUUUCAAAAGAAAAUACAGGAUGAGAACUGAAAAUGCGAAUCUUUUUCUGUCGUCGUUGAUGCUUUUGAAUAUCAUUUUGACUUUUCAGCCUUGAGAUAGUUUGUUCUCUUUACAUUUUAUGAAUAAGCCCAUACAUAUCUAUAUAUACCUUUAUAUAUUUUUUUGUCCUGUAUUGUAUUUUCUUAGUUAUAUUUUGUUUGGAUAGCUUUCCUGGGCAGACUUACAGAAAGAUAAUCGGAUUGCUAUAACUGGCAGACCUCUGCUGAGUCUUUAUCCAGCUGCUUGGUUGGGUUCUUGGGCACUUUGGCUCAGCAUUAGAUGUCAUUGAUAAUCAGUUCAGUGGCUGGGUAUCUCCCGUCGAAUGAUCCGUGUUUUAGGAGAAUGCCAUUACGUAUCGGCUUUUAUUUGGUCAUAUGAUUCGCUGCCAAUUGAAUGGUGUGUCUGUGCCAAAGUUUGCAGCUUGUAGGGUUCAAUUCCUGUCAGGGAGCCCAGCUCCAAACAGAAAACACCCACAUGUCCAUUACCUUCAAGUCUCUGCAUCAUGCAUAUGAUGUCAUACUGGACCGGUUUCAUUCAGAGUGCUCAGGCAGAAGUUAUGCAGCGCUCGAGUCAAAUUAAAAGACUGCGUGGAAUUUGACCUCAUCGGCCUAGACAAUUCUUCAGGAUUACUACACAAAUGCAUCUGGACAAUUUUUUGAAUCUCAUAUAUCACAAUGAAAUACAGGAACGCACACACACACACACACACUUGAAAAGCAUGCUACAUAUAUUCAGAUAUCUUGCUAUAAAAAA
Messenger RNA from Sinocyclocheilus rhinocerous, 2668 nucleotides. Its product is annotated as retinoic acid receptor gamma-A-like. Lineage: Eukaryota; Metazoa; Chordata; Actinopteri; Cypriniformes; Cyprinidae. The transcript is spliced from 8 exons. The record is from RefSeq and is a predicted model, not a curated record. Gene Ontology annotation, biological process: cellular response to corticotropin-releasing hormone stimulus; retinoic acid receptor signaling pathway; regulation of transcription by RNA polymerase II. Bases 100 to 1596 code for a protein of 498 amino acids. Gene Ontology annotation, cellular component: transcription regulator complex; nucleus. Gene Ontology annotation, molecular function: RNA polymerase II cis-regulatory region sequence-specific DNA binding; nuclear glucocorticoid receptor binding; nuclear receptor activity.